GAUAAAGAUGCUGAGGAAAGGGUGCCGAGAACAAACCACAGAAUUGCAUUAUUGUACUUGAAGUCUGAUAAUCGCAAUAGUUAUCUCCAAUACUAUAUUAAGCAGGCGUUCGACAGCUAUACCAUUAUCUCCUAUUAAAAAAGCAUUAUAGAAAACAAUUAAGAAACGCUUCUAAACCACCAACUUCAGGGGGGAAAGAACUGAAAGCGUAAUCUUGUCACAAAGUUUUUUUCCUUUCACUGUUUCACUGGGACAAGGCAAAACAAAAUAUUGCAGCAGCGCGAUUCACGAGGAACGAACAGGUGCUUUUGAUGGGGAAUUUGCCGCCACUUUAACAGGGUGACCUGUUCAUAUGAACACAUUGCUGGAGAACCAGAGAAGAUAUUGUCUCUGGUGUUCCUGUGGGAUAUGAAUGACAGCUUGAGAAUGUCACAUGAGAUCAUGAUGUUUUACCAAAUGAUGGAACAAGCCCAGAACACCAGCUGUGAAGCACCCACCCCCAUCUGCAAUAAGAGUGCAAAUGGAGACUCACUACAGCUGCCCACCUUCUCCACAGCAGCCAAAGUCAGAGUAAUCAUUACUUUCACUCUGUGUGCCAUGUCAGCUGUCUGUAACCUCGCUGUGCUGUGGGCCGCCAAUACCAACGGAAAGCGCAAGUCCCACGUUAGGAUAUUAAUAAUUAACUUGACUGUGGCAGACCUGCUGGUGACUUUCAUCGUCAUGCCUGUUGAUGCUGUCUGGAAUAUCACAGUUCAGUGGCAGGCAGGAGACAUCGCCUGUAGGCUGCUGAUGUUCAUGAAACUUGUUGCCAUGUACUCCUGUGCUUUUGUCACAGUGGUCAUUAGCUUGGACCGCCAGUCUGCUAUCCUCAACCCACUAGCCAUCAAUGAGGCCAAGAAGAGAAGCAAGAUCAUGUUGUCUGUGGCGUGGGGGAUGAGUGUGAUUCUGUCUGUUCCCCAGAUGCUGAUAUUCCACAGUGUGACCAUCACGGUUCCAGAGAAGUUUACCCAGUGCACUACACAUGGGAGCUUUGUCCAACACUGGCAGGAAACCCUGUACAACAUGUUCACCUUUGCUUGUCUUUUCCUGCUGCCGCUGAUCAUCAUGAUCUUCUGUUACACACGUAUCCUGGUAGAGAUAUCCAGCCGCAUGACCCACGGAAACAUGUCUUCUAAGGAGAUACAUCUCCGACGCUCUCACAACAACAUUCCAAAAGCACGGAUGAGGACUUUGAAGAUGAGCAUUGUUAUCGUGACUUCCUUCAUCGUCUGCUGGACCCCUUACUACCUGUUGGGACUGUGGUACUGGUUCUUCCCUGACGAUAUGGAUGAGACGGUCUCUCAUUCUUUGACUCAUAUGCUCUUUAUUUUUGGCCUCUUCAAUGCCUGUUUGGACCCAAUAACUUACGGCCUGUUCACCAUCCAUUUCCGCCAUGGCCUGAAGCGCUACUGUCGGAGCACAGCUACGUUCAGCCGUGAGUCAGAGAACAACACUACCCUGACCGGCUCUUUCAGGCGCUCCCCCUUCCGCCUGACACGGCUUACCCAGCAAGGCCAGACGUCCAUCACUGGCCAGAUGGCAGAGGAGGAACAGGUCAAGAAAACCUGCCGCUAUAGCAACUACCUCACAGUUCACAGCAGUGGAGAAGGUGACCCAGGUCCGGCCGGUAAGCACUAUAUGAGGGAUUAGAAUGCAUCCUAAUAACGAACAUUGCUUACCUUAAUCUUCAUACCUAAAUCUGCUGGCUCACAAUUAAUACUUUGAAAAACUCAUUGUUGUGCUGCAAGAAAUCAGAUUGGAUUAAUUUUCCCAUUCAGCCAGAUGGAGCUUACAGUGUAAAUCAUGGUUUCCCCAAUAGUUGUGCGUAUUUGGCUGGCAGGUGAUAUACACAGUGCAUUUAGAAAGUAUUCAGACCACUUGACUGUUUCAACAUUAUGUUACGCUAUGUAUUAAAUUAAACAUUUUCCUUAUCUACACACAAUACCCCAUAAUAACAAAGCGAAAACAGGUUAGACAUUUUUUGCAAAUGUAUAAAAAAUGUAAAACAGAAAUACCUUAUUUACAUAAGUAUUCAGACCUUUUGCUAUGAGACUCGAAAUUGAGCUCAGGUGCAUCCUGUUUCCAUUGAUCAUCCUUGAGAUGUUUCUACAACUUGAUUGGAGACCAGCUGUGGUAAAUUCAAUUGAUUGGACAUGACUUAGAAAGGCACACACCUGUCUAUUUAAGGUUUCACAGUUGACAGUGCAUGCCAGAGCAGAAACCAAGCCAUAAGGUCGAAGGAAUUCGAGGCCCAGUUCUGGGGAAGGGUACUGGAGAAUUUCUGCAGCAUUGAAGGUCGCCAAGAACACAUUGGCCUCCAUCAUUUUUAAAUGGAAGAAGUUUGAAUCCACCAAGCCACCCGGCCAAACUGAGCAAUCGGGGGAGAAGGGCCUUGGUCAGGGAGGUGACCAAGAACCCAAUGGUCACUCUGACAGAGCUCCAGAGUUCCUCUGUUGAGAUGGGAGAACCUUCCAGAUGGACAAGGGUCUCUGCAGCACUCCAAUCAUGCCUUUAUGGUAGAGUGGCCAGACGGACAUGACAGCCCGCUUGGAGUUGACCAAAAGGCACCUACCAUGAGAAACAAGAUUCUCUGGUCUGAUGAAACCAAGACGGAACACUUUGGCCUGAAUGCCAAGCGUCACGUUAUGAGGAAACCUGCCACCAUCCCUGAAGCAUGGGGUGAAAGCAUCAUGCUGUGGGGAUGUUUUUCAGGGACUGGGAGACUAGUCAGGAUUGAGGGCAAGAUGAAAGGAUCAAAGUACAGAGAGAUCCUUGAUGAAAACCUGCUCUAGAGCGCUCAGGACCUCAGACUGGGGCAAAGGUUCACCUUCCAACAGGACAACGAACCUAAGUACACAGCCAAGACAAUACAGAAGUGGCUUCGGGACAAGUCUCAAUGUCCUUGAGUGGCACAGCCAGAGCCUGGACUUGAACCCGAUCGAACAUCUCUGGAGAGACCUGAAAAUAGCUGUGCAGCAAUGCUCCCCAUCCAACCUGACAGAGCUUGAGAGGAUCUGCAGAGAAAAAUGGGAGAAACCCCCCAAAUACAGGUGUGCCAAGCUUGUAGCAUCAUACCCAAGAAGACUCGAGGCUGUAAUCGCUGCCAAAGGUGUUUCAAAGUACUGAAUAAUGGGUCUGAAUACUUAUGUAAAUAUAUUUUAUACAUUUGCCAACAUUUCUAAAAACCUUUUUUGCUUUGUCAUUAUGGGGUAUUGUGUGUAGAUUGAUGAGGAAAAAUAACAAUAUAAUAAAUGUUAGAAUAAGGCUGUAACGUAACAAAAUGUAGAAAAAGUCAAGGAGUCUUUCUGAAUACUUUCUGAAUGCACUGUAUAUAUUACAGUACCAGUCAAACGUUUGGACACCUAUUCAUUCAAGGGUUUUUCAUAAUUUUUACAAUUUUCUACAUUGUAGUGAAGACAUCAAAAUUAUGAAAUAAAACAUAUGAAAUCAUGUGGUAACCAAAAAAGUGUUAAACUUAUUUUUUAUUUUAGAUUCUUCAAAGUAGCCACCCUUUGCCUUGAUAACAGCUUUGCACACUCUUGGCAUUCUCUCAACCAGCUUCAUGAGGUAGUCACCUGGAAUGCUUUUCAAUUAAUAGGUGUGCCUUUUUAAAAGUAAAUGUGUGGAAUUUCUUUCCUCCUUCAUGCGUUUGAGCCAAUCAGUUGUGUUGUGACAAGGUAGGGGUGGUUUACAGAAGAUAGCCCUAUUUGGUUAUGGCAAGAACAGCUCAAAUAAGCAAAUAGAUAUUACAGUUCAUAAUUACUUUAAGACAUGAAGGUCAGUCAAUCCGGAACAUUUCAAGAACUUUGAAAGUUUCUUCAAGUGCAGUCGCAAAAACCAUCAAGCGCUAUGAUGAAACUGGCUCUCAUGAGGACCGCCACAGGAAAGGAAGACCCAGAGUUACCUCUGCUGCAGUGGAUAAUUUCAUUAGAGUUACCAGCCUCAGAAAUUGCAGCCCAAAUAAAUGCUUCAGAGUUCAAAUAACAGACACAUCUCAACAUCAACUGUUCAGAGGAGACUGCGUGAAUCAUGCCUUCAUGGUUUAAUUGCUGAAACCACUCCUAAAGGACACCAAUAAUAAGAAGAGACUUGCUUGGGCUAAGAAACAUGAGCAAUGGACAUUAAACCGGUCGAAAUUUGUCCUUUGGUCUGAUGAGUCCAAACAUUUUUGGUUCCAACCGCUGUGUCCCUGUGAGAUGCAGAGUAGGUGAACGGAUGAUCUCUGUAUGUGUGGUUCCCACCGUGAAGCAUGGAGGCGGAGGUGUGAUGGUGUGGGGUUUGCUGUCUGUGAUUUAUUUAGAAUUAAAGGCACACUUAACCAGCAUGGCUAACACAGUAUUCUGCAGCGAUACCCCAUCCCAUCUGGUUUCCGCUUAGUGGGACUAUCAUUUGUUUUUCAACAGAACAAUGACCCAAAACACACCUGCAUGCUGUGUAAGGGCUAUUUGACCAAGGAGAGUGAUGGAGUGCUGCAUUAGAUGACCUGGCCUCCACAAUCACCCGACCUCAACCCAAUUGAGAAGGUUUGGGAUGAGUUGGACUGCAGAGUUAAGGAAAAGCAGCCAACAAGUGCUCAGCAUAUGUGGGAACUCCUUCAAGACUGUUGAAAAAGCAUUCCAGGUGAAGCUGGUUGAGAGAAUGCCAAGAGUGUGCAAAGCUGUCAUCAAGGCAAAGGGUGUCUACUUUGAAGAAUCUAAAAUCUAAAAUAUAUUUUGAGUUUAACACUUUUUCGUUACUACAUGAUUCAAUAUCGGUUAUUUCAUCGUUUUGAUGUCUUCACUAUUAUUCUACAAUGUAGAAAAUAGUAAAAAUAAGAAAAACCCUUGAACAAGUAUGUGUGUCCAAAUAUUUGACUGGUACUGUAUAUAAACACUUUGUUUUAAAUAUAUUUUCCCAUAACCUUAUCACCCCUCCCCUAAUUGGAGUAAACUAUUGGACAACAACACUUAGUCUUCUACUUCCAGCUUUAACAUACUAUAUACACAUUUACUGUGAUGUUUCACAAACAUUUUGAACCUUUCUAUUCUUAUAGUUUCUAAAGAUUGUAAAUUAAAGAUAAAUAUUUUUGCUAAGAGUAUUAUUAUAAUAUUGAUCGACUAUGACUUUUCAAAUCAACCAGUAGUGCUAUUCUGCAAAUGUUGCACUUCUUCAACCAUUCCUGGACCUGCGACCAAAAACAAGCUCAGUAUGGACAGUAUCAAAACAAAUUAUCUUAUGAUUCUGUCUCUUCGCAGCAAAGUCUGCAGAGCUGGGAUGGUUGUAUCCCCCAUAUAUAAACUCAGCAAAAAAAUAACGUCCUCUCCCUGUCAGCUGUGUUUAUUUUCAGCAAACUUGACAUGUGUAAAUAUUUGUAUGAGCAUAAUAAGAUUCAACAACUGAUACAUAAAACAAGUUCCACGGACAUGUGAUUAACAGAAAUUGAAUAAUGUCAGUGAUGAGCAGGGACCCUUGGUAUCUUUCUUUUGGUGUUUUUCAGAGUCAGUAGAAAGGCCUCUUUAGUGUCCUAAGUUUUCAUAACUUUGACCUUAACCUAUUUUGGUCUUUAAUACAGGCCCAACAAACAAGUUUCUUAAUUUUCCCUCACACUUGCCUCUCAUUUUUGCAGUAAUGCUGCAAUUAGUUGGUUGUAAUUUUGGGUAGAGCAGACAUUUCCAUAUAUUUUUGUAAACUGCAUGUGUGACAACUCCACCAGUCCUAUUUAUGAUAUAAUUUACAAAGAUUAUACUUUUUUCCCCAAAAAAUAUAUAUAUUUUUGUAAUUAUUAUAUUUGAGUUUAACCACAAUAUUUGUUGUAUUAUUUAUUCUGUCUUUUCUGAAAUUAAACUGAAAUUGCAACCAACUUUCUAUGGCUGGUUUUAAAACUAGCUAUAUUUUGGAGCUUUUUUCAUUUUCAAAUAGCUGAAAGUGAGAGGUUGUAUUCUGAAUAAAGUAAAAGGCCAUUCAUGAACAUGGGGUGAGACAUUCUUACUAAUCUGCUAGAGAACCAGUUUGGAUUUAAAUUUAACUUUUGUAUGACUGACGCCUUUAGUGAGAGGGCUAAUGCUUUAAUAUUUAAUCAUUUCUGCCCUCUCAAUUGAUAUGAAUUAUAUACAUAGGCCCAUUUCAUUUUAUCUGGCAUGACGUUACAAAUAAAAUAUAAUUUUCUUUUGCUCAUAUAAUUUAAAAAAAACAGGUCGCUAGGUGUAGGCAAGGCCAUAAGCAAACAGGUAAACUGGGAUAUGACUAAAGAGUUAAUCAGGGUGAUUUUUCCACAAAUAGACAGGUAUUUUCGUUUCCAUGGUAGAAAAAUAAAUUUUUGCUAACUUUAUUAAACUAUUGUAAUAAAAUAAUUUCUUUCUUUCUGGAUAUGUAUACCGAGAAUGUCCACAUCACCGCCAGAACAUUUUAUUGGUAAACUAUAUGGUAAUGUAAAAGUUGUAUUUUUUGUCAUCCAAUACGUACUAUAUUACAUUUAUCAUGAUUUGGUUGUAAUCCAGAGAGGUUAGAAAAAGUCUCAAGAUCCUCUAUGAGGCUGUGAAGGGAUCCAAAUUGUGGAUUUAAAAGAAAACAUGAAUCAUCAGAAUACAAUGCCACCUUUAUGUUUAUGCCCUUGAUUUCUAACUCCUUGAUAUUAUUGUUGGAUCGGAUUUUAAUAGCUAACAUUCCGAUGGCCAUAAUAAAUAGAUAUGCCAAUAGUGGACCACCUUGUUUUACUCCUCUUAACAGUUUAAUACUUUCUGAGAAGUAGCCAUUAUUUUCUAUUUUACACCUAGGGUUACUCUACAUAACUUUAUUGUAUAAGAGAUUCUCCAAAAUCGAUAUAUUCCAGGCAUUAAUAUAUAAAUUCCUGUCAUACUUUAUCAAAAGCCUUUUCAAAGUCAGCUAUGAAUACCAGACCUGGUUUUCCAGAUUUUUCAUAGUAUUCUAUUGCUUCCAGUACUUGUCUUAUAUUAUCUCCAAUGUAUCGUCUGAAUAAUAUACAUUUUCUAGAAUUUUUGCACCACAACACUGAAGUUUAAGAGGCCUCCAAUUUUUUUUAAUGGACCGGAUCUUUAUAUUUACCACUUGGAUCAGUUUCAGUAAUAAUGUAAUCAGACCUUCUUGUUGAGUAUCUGAUAAUCUACCAAGUUUUGGUAUACCUCCACUGGUAUACCAUCCAACCCUAGAGUUGUCCUGGACUUAAUGUCUUUAACAUGAGUCUUUCUGUACAGCUGUUAAUGUUACAUUAUUCAUAGAAAAAAUCCAUACAAUUAUCUUCGGUGGAGAUGGAGGAGACUGAAACGGAAACAUAUGUUUAUGGUACUUUGCUUCCACUUUCAAAAUCUUGUUUGGUGAAUCAUAUGUGAUAUAAUCCAUACAGUUCACUUUAUUUUUAUAAUAUAUUACACUUGAUCUUUCUUGAAUAAGUACCUCCAUUUCUUUUUGUUUUUCCUCUACCUUCUUUUUUUUUUUUUUUUUUUUGGUGCCAGCGCGAAUGACAUAAGAAAGUAGUCAAGACGACUAGCUUGAUUGAGCCUCCGCCAUGUAUAUCUAACUAGGUCAGGAUAUUUAAGCCUUCAUAUAUUCACUAGUUCUAAUAUAUCCUUAAGCGUAUGAGGGUGAUAGUUUGUACUGUGAUUUCCUUUAGAGUAUUGUAUUGCUUGUAGGUUUGAUAAAUGAUUAUAUAUAUAUACAGUUGAGGUCGGAAGUUUACAUAAACUUAGGUUGGAGUCAUUAAAACUUGUUUUUCAACCACUCCACAAAUUUCUUGUUAACCAACUAUUGUUUUGGCAAGUUGGUUAGGACAUCUACUUUGUGCAUGACACAGGUAUUUUUUCCAACAAUUGUUUACAGACAGAGUAUUUCACUUGUAAUUCACUGUAUCACAAUUCCAGUGGGUUAGAUGUUUACAUACACUAAGUUGACUGUGCCUUUAAACAGUUUGGAAAAUUCCAGAAAAUUAUGUCAUGGCUUUAGAAGCUUCUGAUAGGCUAAUUGACAUAAUUUGAGUCAAUUGGAGAUGUACCUGUGGAUGUAUUUCAAGGCCUACCUUCAAACUCAGUGCCUCUUUGCUUGACAUCAUGUGAAAAUCAUAAAAUAAAUCAGCCAAGACCUCAGAAAAAAAAGUUGUAGACCUCCACAAGUCUGGUUCAUCCUUGGGAGCAAUUUCCAAACGCCUGAAGGUACCACAUUCAUCUGUACAAACAAUAGUAUGCAAGUAUAAACACCAUGGUACCACACAGCCGUCAUACCGCUCAGGAAGGAAACGUGUUCUGUCUCUUUGAGAUGAACAUACUUUUGUAUGAAAAGUGCAAAUCAUUCCAUGAACAACAGCAAAGGACCUUGUGAAGAUGCUGGAGAAAACAGGUACAAAAGUAUCUAUAUCCACAGUAAAAAAUAGUCCUCUAUCUACAUAACCUGAAAGGCUGCUCAGCAAGGAAGAAGCCACUGUUCCAAAACCGCCAUAAUAAAAGCCAUAAUAUGGUUUGCAACUGCACACGGGGACAAAGAUCGUACUUUUUGGAGAAAUGUCCUCUGGUCUGAUGAAACAAAAAUAGAACUGUUUGGUCAUAAUGACCAUCGUUAUGUUUGGAGGAAAAAAGGGGACGCUUGUAAGCCUAAGAACACCAUCCUAACCGUGAAGAAGGGGGGUGGCAGCAUCAUCUUGUGGGGGUGCUUUGCUGCAGGAGGGACGGGUUCACAAAAUAGAUGGCAUCAUGAGGACAGAAAAUUAUGUGGAUAUAUUGAAGCAACAUCUCAAGACAUCAGACAGGAAGUUAAAGCUUGGUUGCAAAUGGGUCUUCCAAAUGGACAAUGACCCCAAGCAUACUUCCAAAGUUGUGAAAAAUGGCGUAAGGACAACAAAGUCAAGGUAUUGAAGUGGCCAUCACAAAGCCCUGACCUCAAACCUAUAGAAAAUGUGUGGGCAGAACUGAAGAAGCGUGUGCGAGCAAGGAGGCCUACAAACCUGACUCAGUUACACCAGCUCUGUCAGGAGGAAUGGGACAAAAUUCACCCAAUUUAUUGUGGGAAGCUUGCGGAAGACUACCCGAAAUGUUUGACCCAACUUAAACAAUUUAAAGGCAAUGCUACCAAAUACUAAUUCAGUGUAUGUUAAUUUCUGACCCAAUGGGAAUGUGAUGAAAUAAAUAAAAGCUGAAAUAAAUCAUUCUCUCUAGUAUUAUUCUGACAUUUCACAUUCUUAAAAUUUAGUGGUGAUCCUAACUGACCUAAGACAGGGAAUGCUUACUUGGAUUAAAUGUCAGGAAUUGUGAAAAACUGAGUUUAAAUGUAUUUGGCUUAGGUGUAUGUAAACUUCUGACUUCAACUGUAUUUUCAAAGAAGCAUGGAUCAUUAUUUGGAAUGUAUAUAUUAAUGAGCCCCCUCCCCCUUUUAAUUAUUUUCUUUGUUUGACAUAAUUGACUGAUUUUAAUGUAGGAAAUCUGUUCCCAAGUAGUAGAGAGGCGUAUGUGAUCAUAUCCCACUGAAAUCAAAGUUUAAAAUUCCCAAUGUAUUCAAGGUUUGAAAAAGUUCCGUUUUUGUCAAAUACUAUAUCUGUUUGCGAUUAUUGCGGUCAAUUUCUAGUGUACAAAUGAUUUAGAACUAUGUGCCGGCCCCCCAACCAACCCGCUCAAGGAAAAAUCGACACACACGGCUGAAUGUAAUUGGUGAACCCUGGUAUAAACCCUUGAAGACGCUUAUCUGUAUAUUACUUCAAACAAUAGUACUCCCGUGGAGUUGUCUUUUGACUUGUCCAGGAAACAUGUUUUUUCAUUUAAUAGAGGCAAAAUAACCAAGCAUACCACGAAAAACUAUUUUCCAUGGAUAUAUCCAAUUCGUCAAGAUGUACCGAGGAGGAAGGCUUUAAAUUCAUUCCUCUUGGUUCAAGUUAAGUUAAUCUUGCAGGUAGACAUUACAUAUAGACAUGGAACAUCAUAAAUGUAAAUGGAUGCAAAUUCAGCUCGAGGACAUCUAGAUGCUCAAUGUGUGGACUCCAUGGGUGGCUUCAUUAUAGUUUUCAUUGUGCAAUGUGAAGAACAGCUUUAUGUGAAUUCAAAAAGAUUGCCAUUUUCCUCUAUGAUCAGAUGAAUUUUGUGGUCCAGUAUAUAUUGUAUUCCACCCUAAUAGCCUUUAUAAUUGAAGUGGUUGGGCAUAGUGAAGUGUGAUUGUACCUUACAAUAUGUAUAGUCUUGGUUGGUUCUUUGGGGAUGUGUUAUUUAUGGAAGUUAUGUCCAGUGCCACAGCGAAAUCACUGCAUAGUGAAGACGACCAAACUGUAAAAUGUGAUUGGUUGGUUUAUUUGUUUUUUCAUUUGAAAAAAGAGUAUAUUAUGUUGUUGUGUAAUAAAUUGAUGGUCACAUUCAGUAGAUGUUACAGUAGAAGACAAACAGAUACUUUAAUGUUGAAUUUACUGGUACCGGAAAAUGUUGCAGAAAACCCCAGAAGACAAUUUGUUUACUAAUAUUCAGUUGUAUGCUUUUUCUCUUAAGUGUUUGCUUGUGUUCAAAGAUAAAAUAAGUUAAGGGGAAAGCAAUGUGUGUGCAUGACUGCAAUAUUUGUUAAGUUAAAAGCAAGAUGUGUAUGUUUGUGACUUGUACAUUAUUUGAAUAAAGUUGUGUUAAUUGUA
Messenger RNA from Salvelinus fontinalis (brook trout), 10624 nucleotides. Its product is annotated as gonadotropin-releasing hormone II receptor-like. The coding region runs from base 409 to 1689 and encodes 426 amino acids. Gene Ontology annotation, cellular component: membrane. Gene Ontology annotation, biological process: G protein-coupled receptor signaling pathway. The record is from RefSeq and is a predicted model, not a curated record. The transcript is spliced from 4 exons. Gene Ontology annotation, molecular function: gonadotropin-releasing hormone receptor activity; peptide binding. Lineage: Eukaryota; Metazoa; Chordata; Actinopteri; Salmoniformes; Salmonidae.